UGGUGAGACAGAGGAGUGGUCACAUAGUCCAAGUGUGACUGGCAAAACUGCUAAGUCUACAAAGAUGACUUGAGACAAAGAAUACAUGAGGCAUACAUAAAGUAUAACAUGAUACGUCCUUUUCUGGAAGAAGGUGCCUGGUGUUACUGGGUCAUAUCCAUUGGAGCUCUGUUAUCAUUUCUUGGAUUCAUUGUUGCAUGUAUUUGUAGCUGUCGGCGCAAUGAGACAAAAAAUGAAUUUCUUGGACUGGCCGGUAUGGUAACGUUGAACAGUACCGAGAACGAGGAUUUUGCUGGGGCCCCGAUAACAGACGCUCCUCGCACAGCUGUGCAAGAUGUUACGGACGUUGCUAAAAGAUCGACCGGCGCUAAUAGAAGUCUUCCGGAUAUUCCAAAGGACAAGGAGAAGAGACACGAAGAAGCAGGGGAGUCGGUAUCGCAAGACAGUUAUGAAACCACAGAAACGAAUGCCGACCAGUCGGAACUCUACGCGACAGUGCAGGGCGCAGGAGUCGAAGAAGAGGUAACCGAACAGCAGACACAGGAAAUUAUCCAACAGAAUCCAUCGACUCGGGAGAACUCCGUUCAUCAAUACCCGAGAUUAUUCGCGUCCGUUGCAGCCGACAAUGUCGAGCAUCCCUAUGCUCAACUUCAGAACGUGCAAAAGGCCGAGGCUAGUCAGACCAACAGAGCAAACGUUCAGUCACCGAUCGACACCGAGAAAGCGUCUACGUCGACGAGUCAGGCUGUUGGGAAUCCGGUCGCUCCGCCACGAACACGCCGUUCGUCAUCUCAUAAUUCACUACUCACAGAUGAGGUUGCUCCGCGUACGACCGAUAUUCAAGCGGCUAACGCGAUCUCGGGUGGCGUGCAAGCGAACGAAGAGUUACCGUACAUGACGCCACCGGCACCUUUGAUGUUGUUACCGUCGUCGCAGCCACCGCAGUCGGCACGAUCGAGCCAGCCUCAACCGAUUAGCCCGCAGCAACACUUUAGUGGAGACUCCCAAGAUUCGAAAGGAUACACCAGUAUAAGCGUGAGGGAACCUCUGGCCAACAUAAUCGCGCAAACAAAGACGAUCACCCGUCAGACCCAGUCCGGACGACCGUUGACUGAUCCCCAUUACGCGACCGUGUCGGAUGAUUCUGACGAAAUGUACGCGGCGAUCGACGAACAAGAGAAAGUGUAUACCAGCGGCAGCGAAACGUACGCUCAAAUACAGCCGACGGCGACAGAAGUACAGCGAACCGUGCAAAUCGAACCGACAACGUUUCCGCGGGAUCCGACACGUUCCGAUGAGACACAGCCCGCCCCGCAACCACCGAGCGUCGACAGUUUGCGUCACGUGGCGCACGCACACUCCAGACAAGCGUCGUCUUCGAGCGCAAACAGCUCCAUCGUGAAUCCUGGCUCACCGAAACCGGAGAAACGUCAGGCCAAUUCGCCGUUGCCACCGCCUCCGGAGGGAUUAACGGACGUGUACGCGUUGAUCGAGAAGAGAACGAGCAAGGCCGCGGAGGACCGUUCGAAAUCGACGUUAUCGAACGGCAAGUCGUUGGAGGACAUGUACGCUAAGGUGAUGAAGAAAAAGAAGGACCAAACGGAGGACCAACAAACCGACCCGCAAUCGACCCUGCAUCACGAAGUUGCCGCAGUCACGCUCGCUCGAAAACCGAGUUUCGUCGAACCGAACCGAACUUCCUGGUCCAGUCACGAGUCCACGGAAGUACAGAGGAAAGAGCUCGAUUUCGGAAGCUGUUCCCUGUCGAACAGUUCCGCCAGUAAUAACGUUCGCGUGGUCAUCGAAACGCCCAAGUUAUCGACAGUUGGCGGUGAGAACAUCGCGGAACCGUCUAUGGAGCCGAAGUUCACCCUCGAUUACGGUUACGAGGCGGUGGUUGCUGGAGAUCCGUCGAAAAAGAACCCAACGACCCGCGAUCCUAAUUACGAACCGGUUCGAUCGCAAUCACGUCCCCUCGUGGACAACACAACCACCUUACCGCCUGCCGGCUAUUCUCUGUCAGUAAGGCAGCGACAGCACACCACUGACUUGCCGACCGCGUACACCGUGGCGCCGUCGUUCAAGCACAGGCAGACGAGCAACGCGAGCAGCGAGGAUCCAGGAUACGAGAAAGUUAGGUUAAGAAGAAGAGUCGAGGCGGAUCACGAUACCGAUUCGGAGCCAAAUUACGAAAGUAUGCCGCAUGAUUCCGGGGAACCGAAUUACGCGUCAGUUUGUCGUCCAGGCGACAGCGACACCGAUCCGAAUUACGAAUCCGUCAGUCACGGGGAUCCGAAUUACGAGAGCGUCAAAUAUAUGAGCCUCGCUGCCCGGGCGGACGAACCACCGUACGAACAAGUUCAUAGCUUUAAAUCCGUUCCGGAUCCGGACGGAUACGAACAGGUGAAAAAACGCUUGUACAGCGGCGCCGAUUACGAGAGGAUUCACCUGCAGCAUCGUUCCGCGGAACCGAUCGGUAACGGGGACACGGACGACGAACAGUACGUCCAAGUUUAAACAUCACCA
Messenger RNA from Dufourea novaeangliae, 2526 nucleotides. RefSeq names its product protein P200. The record is from RefSeq and is a predicted model, not a curated record. Bases 109 to 2517 code for a protein of 802 amino acids. NCBI's taxonomy places the organism in Eukaryota, Metazoa, Arthropoda, Insecta, Hymenoptera, Halictidae. The transcript is spliced from 10 exons.